GUAUUUGGCAGUAUAUCCAGGAAGCACGAGACUCCGUCUGUGACCUGGAGAGCCGACUCCAGAGAACCAGGGACAAUGUAGAGGAGAUCCAAAGCUGCAUGAGCUCCUGGGCCACCCAUAUGUUCGACAGGAAGGAGGGCAAAAAAGAUGCACUGCUCAGUCUGGAGGACAGGGCUGAGAGGGUGGAAAGGUUUUACGGUCUUAUCCAGUCCUCAGGAGAAAAGUUUCACCUCCUACUUAAGAGCAAUUUGGAGCUGUUCAGAGCUGAGCCGUCUUCUGAGGAGUGGAAGGCUUAUGUGGAGUACAUCGACGUCAAGAUUAUAGACGGAUUCUCCAACAGUAUCAAAACCUCUCUCAUGUUCUUCCUGGAUAACACAGACCAGAGAACUGGUGUGCGCCCUCUUUUUGAGGCUCAGCUGAGCCUGAAGGUUCCUGACAUGGCGUUCUCUCCCUCUCUGGAGUCUGGAGCUGGGGACGGUCUCUUUGAGUUGGUGGAAAGCCUCAUCAAUGAUGUGUUCAGAAUUUCCUCACUGGUGCCACGGCUUGCCCAGCACAGCCCCUCCCCCCACUACCAGGCUGACAUGGAGGACAUGGCUGACCUGGCUGACAUGCGCCAAGUCCUCAUGAAACGUGUGCAGAGCGUCAUGGUAACUUGCUGCGAKUUUCRGAASUCUCUGGAGCGCUACAGCUUCCUGUACGUGGAUGAUAGAAAGGAGUUUAUGCGUCAGUUCCUCCUAUACGGCCACAUUCUCACCAGCCAAGAGAUGGAGGUUAAUGCUGAUGAUGGAGUCCCAGAGACCCCACCGGCACUGGAUGACUUCAGGGAGGAGAUAAACAAGUAUGAGCAGAUCUACGAAGAGGUGCAGGGUAUGGAGGCAGUGUGCGUGUUCCACGGGUGGAUGAAUGUGGAUGGCCGCAGCAUGAAGAGCGCCUUGCUCAACGUCAUCAAAAAGUGGAGCUUCAUGUUCAAACAGCACCUAAUUGACCAUGUAACCAACAGCCUKWCAGACYUGGAAAAGUUURUCAGUGUGACUAAGGCUGGCCUGGGCMAASRGGUGRAKGAKGGUGACUACRAUGGCCUGGUGGGCGUCAUGGGUCACCUGUUGGCUGUAAAGGAAAGACAAARCACCACAGACGCCAUGUUUGWGCCCCUGCAACAAACCAUCACUCUGCUGAMGGUGUAUGAGCAGGAGCUGCCUGAUGAGGUCUACAAACAGUUAGAG
Paralichthys olivaceus (Japanese flounder) is the source of this 1223-nucleotide messenger RNA. The record is from RefSeq and is a predicted model, not a curated record. NCBI's taxonomy places the organism in Eukaryota, Metazoa, Chordata, Actinopteri, Pleuronectiformes, Paralichthyidae.